This is a messenger RNA of Poeciliopsis prolifica (blackstripe livebearer), 2712 nucleotides long. RefSeq names its product tripartite motif containing 46a (gene trim46a). Gene Ontology annotation, molecular function: zinc ion binding; protein binding. Lineage: Eukaryota; Metazoa; Chordata; Actinopteri; Cyprinodontiformes; Poeciliidae. The record is from RefSeq and is a predicted model, not a curated record. The coding region runs from base 74 to 2425 and encodes 783 amino acids. The transcript is spliced from 13 exons.
UCCGUUAAAGGCCUGGACUGUGCGUCACCGGCGGAGUAGCCAGGACAACCUAGACGCUUCAUUCCGAAGCAGCAUGGCAGAAGCGGAGUUAGAAACCUUCACCUCAAUCAUGGACGCGCUCGUUCGCAUCAGUUCCAACAUGAAGAGCAUGGAGCAGGAGUUGCAUUGCCCAGUGUGCGACGAGAUGGUGAAGCAGCCCAUUCUGCUCCCGUGCCAGCACAGCGUGUGUCUGCUGUGUGCAGCGGAGAUGCUGGUGCAGAGAGGUUAUCCUCCCCCGGAUCUCCCUGCGGAGCCCAUCUCACCAGCCUCCACGCCCAACUCUCGCUCUCCACGGCAAGCACGCCGACCCGUACCCAGGACCCCUGACCACCUGGAGCGGGUCUUCAGAACAGUAUGUGGGACAUACCCAGGGAGAAGGCGGAGGGAAGCAGCCCCUCCCCCCAUGCUGUUCCCCUGUCCUUCCUGUCAGCAGGACGUGGAGCUCGGGGACAGAGGACUCACUGACUGCUUCCGUAAUCUCACUCUGGAGCGCAUCGUCGAGAGGUACAGACACACAAUAAGUCUGGGCAGCGUAGCGAUUAUGUGUGGCUUCUGUAAGCCUCCCCAGUCUCUGGAGGCCACUAAAGGAUGUGCCGACUGCAAGUCAAACUUCUGCAAUGAAUGUUUCAAACUCUACCAUCCCUGGGGAACUCCAAGAGCUCAGCAUGAACACAUUCUACCCACUAACAACUUCAGACCAAAGGUUUUAACAUGCACAGAGCAUGAGCAGGAGAGGCUGCAGUGGUACUGCCGUAACUGCCAGCGGUUGCUGUGCCAGCUGUGUAAACUCCGUCGGGUUCAUCAUGGACACAAAGUUUUACCCAUAGCACAAGCUUAUCAGGCCCUCAAGGACAAGAUUAGCAAGGAAGUCAACUUCAUCCUGGCCAAUCAGGAGACGAUUCAGAGUCAGAUCGCUCAGCUGGAGGCUGCCAUCAAACAGAUGGAGGCUAACAGCAGUGUGGCUCUGCACCAGCUGACUCACUGCAUCCGAGAGCUUGGAACAGCCGUCGCCGAGCGUCAGGGGACUCUCGCCAUUGCCUUGGAGGAAUCCCGGAGCAGAAGACAGGAGGCUCUGAACGUCCAGGUCUUUGAGAAACAGGGACUGAUGGAGCAGGCAGGUCUGAUGGCAUUCACCCACGAGCUGCUCAAAGACACAGACGCUCCCUGCUUUGUGCAAGCCGCAAGAGUAACACACAGCAGGUUGAUUAAAGCCAUAGAAAACCUGCAGUGUUUCUCUCUUGCUGUUGACACCUCCUUUAGACGCUUUCACCUUGAUGCAUCCAAAGAGGUCAAGCUCAUCAACAGCUUGCAAUUCAUCCAAGCCCCUCAGGCUCCAGUCAUCGACACUCAGAAAACAUUAGCUUAUGACCAGCUAUUUUUAUGCUGGCGCCUGCCUCAGGACUCGGCCCCGGCGUGGCACUUUUCUGUGGAAUACCAGAGACGAGCAGGUGCCACGUGGGGCGGCAUCAGCUCCCCGAACUCUUCGACACCGUGGCUGCGUCUGAAUGAGGUGAAGGGGACCAGCGCCGUGGUAGACCGGGUGCAGAUGGACAGCGUGUACGUUCUUAGAGUGAGGGGCUGCAACAAGGCUGGGUUUGGAGACUACAGUGAAGAGGUUUACCUCCACACGCCACCUGCACCAGUUUUGAGUUUCUCCUUGGACUCUCGUUGGGGUUUACAUGCUGACCGUUUGGCGCUAGGUAAAGGCCAGACCUAUGCCCGGAGUGUGCCUGGCCUCUCCCUUCUCCAAGCUGCUGACCGCGCUCUCACCUCUUGUCACUUAACCUCUGACCUCCUUGUGGCCGACUUGGCCGUCACUCAUGGCAGACACUACUGGGCGUGCUCUGUGGAGCCUGGGUCCUACUUGGUGAAGGUAGGUGUUGGACAGGAGGCUAAACUACAAGAGUGGUUCCAUCUCCCUCAGGACAUGGCGAGCCCACGUUGUGAUCCAGACAGUGGCCAUGACAGCGAUGCAGAAGACGGCCAGGACUCCCCUCCCUUCUGCUUCCUCACCGUGGGCAUGGGUAAGAUCCUACUCCCCAAAGAACAUGUUCCCUCUCACAGCCAGAGCGAGAGCCACAGCCAGGCAGCAUUGCACUCUCAAAGCAGCAACUAUAGCAACAAGCCUCACUCCCACACUGCUCCCCUACCUCCACGACUUGGAGUCUGUCUGGACUGUGACAAAGGCCAGGUUGCCUUUUAUGAUGCCCACUCCCUGCGUAUGCUGUGGGAGGGGCACGUGGAUUGCUCUGCUCCAGUUUGUCCAGCUUUUUGUUUCAUAGGCGGAGGAGCGCUACAGCUGCAAGACCUUGUCGCCAACCGGAGCAUCGAGGAGCCUCCGCCACGCAGGGUAACCAUUGAAACACGAGUAAAAAAGUUCAAGUAGAUAAACAGUGCUUGGUGCAAGUCAUUAAAAUCCAGUUCGUCCAACCUGUAGAGCUAAAAAUAAUUUAUUCUAUCUGGUCAAAUAUGGUUAUGUCCAGUAAGCUAACAUACAGUCAUCAUGAGCAUGAAUGUCAGAAGCUCCUGCUCUAAAACUGACACCUUCAAUUUCGACUGAAAUUUUCAAAGAACAGUUCAACACUGUUAUUUUUUUUUUAGCAGGGCUGGUGUUAGAAUGGAUAACAGUGUUCUAUACAUGGUAUAAUAGAGCUUCAGCGUUGUCUUCUUAUU